Molecule: messenger RNA, 722 nt
Organism: Lasiosphaeria miniovina
Lineage: Eukaryota; Fungi; Ascomycota; Sordariomycetes; Sordariales; Lasiosphaeriaceae
Exons: 2
Coding region: 97-549 (150 amino acids)
Source: RefSeq, a predicted model, not a curated record
CUCGAAUUCGUCCGUGAUGCUCAACACGAUACGCGCGGCGCCGAAGAGCGGCGCUACACAGUACCGCACGAAACCCCACAUGGGCGCAAGCAAGGUAUGCGCGGCUCCGGCGGCCGUGCCGGCGACCCACGCCACGGGGCGGAGCAGCCACAUGGCGACUGUGGACAGGAUCGUCCAGGUCCAGGACACCAAGCCCCGCGCGCCCGACAGCACGAGAGGCACGAGGACGACAGCGGCAGAGAGCAGAAACCCCCAGACGCCAAUGCUGCUGCUGCUGACGGCGUCCAUGACGGCGCCGGUCUCGUCGGUCAUGUUGAUCUUAUCGCCGCCCAUGGUUCCAGGCUGAGUGUGCGGCGGGUUAGUCCCUGUCUGCCUAGCACCGUGAGGCUAUGUUGCUGUUGGCUUGUUGUCUGGUUCUGGCCCUGGCAACUGCAUCUAUAUCGACUUAUAAGGUUGGUGGUUCAGGGGGAAGGUUCACUGUGGACAACCAAUCGCGUGAAAGCGACCUUUCAUGCGGUACAACAAAAGGCCAUGAUUGUGAUUAUCUGAAGGCGAACACAAGCAAGAGGACGAAUUGAACAAUCAACACUUGCGCUCGAAAGUUGCUGAGCGGUUCGGCUUAUUAUGAGACGCCGAGCCCGUUGUUUGAGUUGCGCCUCCGUUGGCAUGCGCCGUAAGAACUGGGCUGGACUGCCAUCUGAUAGAACAUCCGUAGCGAGGUC